AUGACACAAGACUCGCCAUCAUCUCCCAAAGACUUGCGCAUCGGCAACGGUGUCUCUUCAGCUUCGUCUACCACCACCUUUAGUUCAACUGCGCCCUUUCCCCCUUCAGAGACAACUACCACGACAGACAUGGCUACCGCCUCAGUCUCCAAGAUCGUCAGCCAACCCCGCAGCCUUGCCGAGGUAUGCGCCGCUUUGCGCGCAAAGCUACUGGCCUUUUUGGCUCUUCAGUCCGACGAUGAGACGGUACAAGGUACCCAACGACGGGCUCGUGAUGCUAUGGAGGUGAUAGAGGAAGCGUUGCGUCGGUAUAGACCCGAAGAAAUCUCCCUCUCCUACAACGGCGGCAAAGACUGUCUAGUCCUCCUAAUCCUCAUCCUAGCCUGCUGGCCCGCCUCGAUCCAACCCUCUACAGCCUCAACAAAACAACACCUCCCGCGUCUUCAAUGCAUCUACAUCGCGCCCCCAGACCCCUUCCGCGAAGUAGAGGACUUCGUCGCCACCACCACAGACGAAUACCACCUGGACCUAGCCCGCUACGCCCUGCCCAUGCGCCAGGCGCUCGACAUAUACCUCGAAGAAAAGCCGAACGUGAAGGCGGUGUUCAUGGGUACCCGACGAACAGACCCCCAUAGCGAGUUUCUGACGAGCUUCACGCCGACGGAUAAGGGGUGGCCGCAGUUUAUGCGGAUAAAUCCCGUGUUGGAUUGGCAUUAUGUUGAGAUUUGGACUUUCAUCCGCCAACUCGACAUCCCCUUCUGCUCCCUCUACUCCCAAGGCUUCUCCUCCCUGGGCGGAACGAAAGACACGCGGCCCAACCCUGCAUUGGCACUCGAUGCUGAAGGGAAGAAGUUCCGGCCGGCGUACGAGUUGACGCGCGAUGACGAGGAGCGGUUGGGUCGUGAUCGAUAG
Molecule: messenger RNA, 912 nt
Organism: Sordaria macrospora k-hell
Lineage: Eukaryota; Fungi; Ascomycota; Sordariomycetes; Sordariales; Sordariaceae
Biological process (GO): FAD biosynthetic process
Molecular function (GO): FMN adenylyltransferase activity
Source: RefSeq, a predicted model, not a curated record